CGGGGCGAGGGAGGCGGCGGGAGCGUGGGCAGAAGGCGCGCCGCCUGAGGCCGGAGGAGCCGCCCGCGUCCCCGCCCGGCCCGCGCCUAUGCGGCACUUGAAGGAUGGCGAAGAGGUCGCGCAGUGAGGAUGAGGAUGAGGAUCUUCAGUAUGCUGAUCAUGAUUAUGAAGUACCACAACAAAAAGGACUGAAAAAACUCUGGAACAGAGUGAAAUGGACAAGAGAUGAGGAUGAUAAGUUAAAGAAGUUGGUUGAACAACAUGGAACUGAUGAUUGGACUCUAAUUGCUAGUCAUCUUCAAAACCGUUCUGAUUUUCAGUGCCAACAUCGAUGGCAGAAAGUUUUAAAUCCAGAAUUGAUAAAGGGUCCUUGGACUAAAGAAGAGGAUCAAAGGGUUAUUGAGUUAGUUCAAAAAUAUGGACCAAAAAGGUGGUCUUUAAUUGCAAAACAUUUAAAAGGAAGAAUAGGCAAGCAGUGUAGAGAAAGAUGGCACAAUCAUCUGAAUCCUGAAGUAAAGAAAUCUUCUUGGACAGAAGAAGAAGACAGAAUCAUCUAUGAAGCACAUAAGCGGUUGGGAAAUCGUUGGGCAGAAAUUGCCAAACUACUUCCUGGAAGGACUGAUAAUUCCAUUAAAAACCAUUGGAAUUCUACAAUGCGAAGAAAAGUGGAACAGGAGGGCUACUUACAAGAUGGGAUAAAAUCAGAACGAUCUUCAUCAAAACUUCAACACAAACCUUGUGCGACUAUGGACCAUUUGCAAACCCAGAAUCAGUUUUACAUACCUGUUCAGAUUCCUGGUUAUCAGUAUGUAUCACCUGAAGGCAAUUGUGUAGAGCAUAUUCAGACUUCUGCCUUUAUUCAGCCAUCCUUUGUUGAUGAAGAUCCUGAUAAAGAAAAGAAAAUAAAGGAACUUGAGUUGCUUCUUAUGUCAGCUGAGAAUGAAGUUAGAAGAAAGCGACUUCCAUCUCAACUUGGAAACUUAGCUGCCUGGUCGGGUAGUUUUCUCAUGGAUGAUAGCAUGUCUAAUACUCUAAAUAACCUCGAGGAUCAAGCUACUGAGUUUUAUGGCAUGGAUGAAAAUCAAACUGUGUCCGUGCAGCAGAAUUCACCCACGAAGUUCCUGGCUGUAGAGGCGAAUGCUGUGCUGUCUUCUCUACAGACCAUCCCAGAGUUUGCAGAGACCCUAGAACUUAUUGAAUCUGAUCCUGUAGCAUGGAGUGAUGUUACCAGUUUUGAUCUUUCUGAUGCCGCUGCUUCUCCUGUCAAGUCCACCCCAGUUAAACUAAUGCGAAUUCAACACAGUGAAGGAGCCAUGGAAUGUCAAUUUAGUCUUGUACUCGAAGGGAAGAAAAACAGUUGUGAUGGAAACAGUGAGGCAGUUCCUGCAGCAUCCCCAAGUGCAGCCAAGUUUAGCACUCCACCAACCAUCCUCAGAAAGAAGAGAAAAAUGCGAGUGAAUCAGUCUCCAGGUAGCGAACUUGGUGAAGGCUCAUUCAUUGAUGGCGUUAACACAGCAUUAAAACACACACCAGUGAAAACACUACCAUUUUCUCCUUCACAGUUUUUCAACACAUGUCCUGGAAAUCAACAACUUAAUAUAGAAAAUCCCUCAUUUACAUCAACCCCUAUUUGUGGGCAAAAAGUUCUUAUUACAACUCCUCUUCAGAAAGAAGCAACUCCUAAAGAUCAAAAAGAAAAUGUAGGGUUUAGAACACCUACUAUUAGAAGAUCUAUGUUGGGUACCACACCGAGAACGCCUACUCCUUUUAAGAAUGCACUUGCUGCUCAAGAGAAAAAGUAUGGGCCUCUUAAAAUUGUGUCCCAGCCUCUUGCCUUCUUGGAGGAAGAUAUUCGAGAAGUUUUAAAAGAAGAAACUGGAACUGACAUAUUCCUCAAAGAGGAAGAUGAAUGUGCUUAUAAAAGCUGCAAACAGGAGCAUACUACUUCUGUGAAGAAAGUGAGAAAAUCACUAAUCUUGGAUAAUUGGGAAAAAGAAGAACCAGGCACCCAACUACUGACUGAAGACAUUUCAGAAAUGCCGUCACAAAAUAUAUUCACAACAUCCUUAUUAGUGAUACCACUAUUGGAAAUACAUGACAGUAGGUGCAACUUGACUCCUGAGAAACAAGAUAUAAAUUCAGCCAACAAAACAUAUACACUCACUAAAAAGAAACCAAACCCUAACACUUGCAAAGUUGUUAAAUUGGAAAAGCAUGUUCAGUCAAAUUGUGAAUGGGAAACAGUAGUUUAUGGGAAGACAGAAGACCAGCUUAUCAUGACUGAACAAGCAAGAAGAUAUUUGAGUACUUACACAGCUACCAGCAGCACUUCAAGAGCUCUAAUACUGUAAUUCUUAUUAAAACGGAUGAAAUGUCCCAUUGCUUUACUGUAUUUUAUAUGGAAUUAGGUUACAAUGAAAUUUUUCCCAGUUAUUUGUAAAGUUUUAAUACAGCCCUGAAACAGUUUACAUCUGUUUUCCAUAUUGAGCAGGCAGAAAAGCUAAUAAGCCACUUAAGAGGUGGGCAAUUUCAUUGCUUAUUUUUUUAAAGAAAUGAGAUUUUUAAAAAUUGUUUUUACAGAUAGGAAAAAAUAUUCAUGAAUACUCCAAAAGUAAAUUCUCACACAUUCUCUUCACAGGGUAUAUGUUGCUACCCUCUGGAGGCUGCAGUUUUGUUACAGACAAGUAUAUGAGAAUGUGAGAUCUCUGAAAUUAGUCUAUGCAUGGAAUGCACACAUGUGCUGAUUUACUUAGGCUACCAUUCACAACGAAACACAGUGGGAAGGUGUCUAAAGGAAAACAGAAAGUUGCACUACUCAUUCUUGGUAUUUUUCAAACACAGUAAAAUUAACUACAGUGUUAAGUGUAUUUAUUUGAGCAUAGUACUUAAAAAGCGUUGAAAAGGGUUUUUUUUCCCUUAGUAAAGAGUCAGUAUUUUCUUCAUAAAAUCUCAGAAGAGCUGAGUUUUGUUGAAUGUAUUGUAUAGUAUGUAGAAGCAGGAAAAAAUUUGUAAAUUGGAAGGAAAUCUGUUUUUAUAAUUUAUUUUCAUUUUUAAAGCUUAAAUGUAGAUAUUUAUUUGUAUUCAGGGUGUCUAGAAGUCAAUGUUGUUUCCUGUCAUUAUAGAUAACAUAGUAAAGAAUAAUUUUGACCUUUAAAUAUGAAACAGUAAGUUAUAGCUGCAAAGAAUACAAUAUCUAUACUGUAUGUCACAUCUACCUAAAUAUUGCACUAUACCCUUUAAAUCAUGUUGGUUAUAAAAUAGUUUUAAAAAUGUACUAAAUAAUAAUUUAAUAUUUUCUUUUUAAAUUAUAUUGGGGGUCAUAUAAAUUAAUCUGGUGAUUUGUAUAUGUAUUUGAAACUUUUGAAUUUUGUUUAAAAAUGAUAUGGUACCUUGGUCCCUGAGAAUAGCCUGCACUUAGAAGUUUAUUAUAUUUACUCAAAGUUUCAGAAGUAGAAAACAUCUUUUAUUUAUAAAAAUAUUUUGUCCUUUUAUAAAUGUUUUAUGUUUUUUUACAGGUUACAACAGUUGCUUCAGUUGCCUAUUUUAGGUGUUUGCACUUAUUUUAUUUCUUGAAAGAAUGUCUUUAUUUGCUUUUGUCGUAGAGAUUUUAUGUAAUUUUUUGAGACAUAUAAUGGUGUGCUGUCAAUUUAAACACUGACAGGUAAAUAGAAUUGUACACUGUAGUUUGAAUUAUUUAUAAUUGACACACUCUCUCCCUCUCCACUCCUGAAGUAUGCUGCUAUAAAAAAUAGCAGAAUCGGCUUGCUGCUAUGAGAGAUGGAAAGAGCGACCACCACUUGCACUGUGUGAAAAGAUAAAAAGCAAAUGAUGGCAAGUUCUCAAGUUAACUUAAUGGAAUCAACCAUUACCAGGCAAAUUCUCAACAAAUACCAAAAUACUCUGCCUUAAAACGAAAAGAGUUUAAAUUUUUUUGAUGUGUUUUUAUGUUAAUAGAAAUAGAAGUGCUGAGUAUUUUAAUGCUUAACUCUUGAACAAUAGACCUAUAAGGUUUUAAACUAUUUAAAUCCACUUGCUAGUUUUUGCAUACUAUAUGUUAGUGAGAAGUAAAGAAUAUGUAUGGUACUAAGAUUAUGCCUCAUGAUAACAGAUAGAUAAGCCGAUUGAAUCUUCUUAGCAUGUUUUUUAAGUAUGUUGGAUUGCUUUCUAAUUAAUGAACUUCUCACAGAAAAUUUCACUUUGUAAAACCAAUGAUUGUGGCAAAAUCACACUGGAUCAUUCCAGUUACCUUGAACUAAUAAUACAUAAUGGCUUUUGUUCCUUGGUUUUUAGAAAAUGUAGCCCUUAGCUGGAUUGGAUGCACAUGGUUUCCAAUCAUCAGAGUAUAAUACCUUGGAAAAGUUACGUUUUUUAGAGCAUAGUUUUUCUUGAGCAUUAAGUUAUCCCUAAUGGUAAUAUAUUGUGGAUAAGCCUGGGCUUAUUGGACCUAGUACAUAUUUGGGUUGGUAUUGGUUGAAUCUUCUAGUUAACCUGCUUUGUUGCUUUUGCAAGAUUUUUAAUCAUAAACAUGUCAGGCAUCUUAAGUCACCUUUUUUUAAACUGUUGUGCUCAUUUGAAUUUUUUUCCAUAUGUUAUAAAAUGCCAGACAUACAUGUAGCAGCCAUACUUGCAUGGAAACUGACUACACAUAUAUCAUACUGCAUUUUGUUUGUAAGGUUUUCGCAUUAAUACAGCAAUUAUCCUGAUUACAUUGAAUUUUUUGGUAUAUGAGAAAAUUUUCCUUUACAAGAGAAUCUUGCAUACAAUGCUGACAUUUAUUAACAUCCAAAUAAAACAUUGUGUACAAGCUGA
Messenger RNA from Chinchilla lanigera (long-tailed chinchilla), 4809 nucleotides. RefSeq names its product v-myb avian myeloblastosis viral oncogene homolog-like 1 (gene Mybl1). Lineage: Eukaryota; Metazoa; Chordata; Mammalia; Rodentia; Chinchillidae. Gene Ontology annotation, molecular function: RNA polymerase II cis-regulatory region sequence-specific DNA binding; DNA-binding transcription factor activity, RNA polymerase II-specific. The record is from RefSeq and is a predicted model, not a curated record. Gene Ontology annotation, cellular component: nucleus. Gene Ontology annotation, biological process: regulation of DNA-templated transcription.